This is a messenger RNA of Suhomyces tanzawaensis NRRL Y-17324, 1344 nucleotides long. It is a transcript of the gene MDM10, whose product is annotated as Mdm10p. The coding region runs from base 1 to 1344 and encodes 447 amino acids. Gene Ontology annotation, cellular component: SAM complex; ERMES complex. Gene Ontology annotation, biological process: mitochondrial outer membrane translocase complex assembly; establishment of mitochondrion localization; protein insertion into mitochondrial outer membrane. The transcript has a single exon. NCBI's taxonomy places the organism in Eukaryota, Fungi, Ascomycota, Pichiomycetes, Serinales, Debaryomycetaceae. The record is from RefSeq and is a predicted model, not a curated record.
AUGUACACCUACAUGGAAUACCUCCAGAAAUGCUUCUACAAGUCCACAAACUGGAAUGAAGACAACAUCUUCUCCAACAUCAACGCCACCUCGCAGGCGUUGCUCGAGUUCCCCAUCCCCAAAGGGGUGAAGCUCGACUCGUCGUCCAAGACAACCGAACACCUGGCAUCCAGCUUCACUCUCUCGAACUACUACUCCAUCAAUGGGUCUGUGGCGUAUCUCUAUUCCUCCAAACCCCUUGUCAACACCAUGGGCACGAAGGAGGUCUCGCUUCAGGACGCUAUUGCCGGCUUCAAGACCAUCGAGCCCAACAUCACCAACAAGGGCAGUUCCAACCAGGGCACACACAGCUCCAAGGAUACCCACAACCACUCGCUUCUUUACGGGAGAAUGUACUUCCCGGGGCUGGCCCUAGAAGCUAUGAUCAUCAAGAAGAUCACCCAGCACACCCAGCUUUUGAUCAAAUGUAUUAAUAAUCCCCAUGUAAAUAGCAACGGUACCAUGAUCGUGUACUUGCAGAACAACACCCCACAGUUCCUGAGAGAGUUGAUAUAUUCCACGAAUGAAGCCCUCAUCGGAUUCAGAUGUCUUUAUAACUUUGGCGACAGACAAUCGUCCAAUAUGCACACAUUGAUGCCCAAGUUUGACAACUCGGUGUUCUCCUUGGGCACUGAGCUCUGGUACGCAGCCAGAACCAUGAGCCCAGGCUUGUCUACUGCCUUCAGAUACUCCACAAGGUCCACUUCUACAGGAAAACCACUCACGAUGACAUUAGCAGUGAACCCGAUCCUAGGCCACAUUUCCUCAACAUAUACCGUGAAAACUUCGGUGUCAUCAACCUUCUGCUCCAGAUACGACUUCAAUUUCUUCUCGUACGCAAGUAAUUUAUCGUUGGGGUUCGAAUUGUAUAACUAUUCCAACUUGCCCGAGCUGUCAGAGACCACCGAGAAGAGACUCACAAACAACACAACAACGUCCAUAAAUCCACCUAUAAUACGUAAAGGACGCAAUAAUUUCAUUAAUCCAAUCCAAAACUCAGACAAUUAUUAUCACAUAAAUCCUACCCUUAUACCUUCAAAGGUUGAGAAGAAUUCAGAUCGCCACUCCAAUGCAGAACCGUCGAGAGAGAGUGUAACUACGUCGUUCCAGAAAAUAGUUAACCAGAGUGAUUUUUCCAGUGUUACAAAGUUAGCAACCAGCACGAAUGACAAACUGUUGAGAUUGUUGUGGGAAGGAAGAGUCAAAGAUUUCUUGGUUAGUACCGGUGUUCGGGUAUCCUUGAAUCCUGUAAACUAUGCACCUGAGAUAAGCAAAUUUGGCAUCUCAUUUUCGUAUGCGUGUUAA